AUGGUCAAAGCUGAUUACCUAGGCCCAUCUAAACUUGGUUGCUCGGAUGUUUUCAACCCAUACGAGGCGAGAGGAUCAACAAAAGGUAGCGCGAGGCAAGCGUUUAGCUUUUCUCAAAGUAAAAUAAUGUUGUUGGACGGCCGUGGAUUAUCGAAAUUCAAAAAGCGUUAUAAACUGCAUGGAGAACUUGGCCGUGGCGGAUUUGGAAUCGUUUAUCGUGGCUUUCGCAUUUGCGAUGAACUUCCGGUCGCUGUUAAAUUUAUUGACCGGAACCAAGUCCGUGACUGGGGAAAGAUGGAUGACGAGCGAGUGCCAAUGGAAAUUUGCAUGCUAGCGCGAUGUGUGAAUGUUCUGGGAGUGAUCAAACUACUGGACUGGUACAGCACGCCGGAAGGAUUUCUGAUCGUGAUGGAACGCCCUUAUCCAUGCGUUGAUUUAUUCGAUUUUAUUAAGAGCCACAAGAAGCUUGACGAAGAUCUCGCAAGAUUUUUAUUUCGACAGAUAGCAUUCACAAUUCGCAAAUGCGCUCAACAGAAAGUGUUGCAUCGGGACCUCAAGGACGAAAAUAUCGUUAUUGACUUGGUGACUGGCGAAACAUCUCUGAUUGAUUUUGGCGCCGCAACAGUGCUCAAGAAGGGUCAUUACACGGAUUUUCAAGGUGCAGCUAGCUGUCCCUUUUUGCUUUGUUUCCCCAAUUUUAUUUUCCUCCUCAUUUCUCCGUUCUUUGUUAUUUGUUUAUUAUCGUUUAUUUGUUUCCUGGUCUAUUGUUGCUCGUUUUCCGUGCUCGACUGCUUAUUCGUCUGCUAGCU
Molecule: messenger RNA, 809 nt
Organism: Gongylonema pulchrum
Lineage: Eukaryota; Metazoa; Nematoda; Chromadorea; Rhabditida; Gongylonematidae
Source: the annotation of a GenBank genome assembly